This is a messenger RNA of Micropterus dolomieu (smallmouth bass), 2482 nucleotides long. RefSeq names its product neuropeptide Y receptor Y8b (gene npy8br). NCBI's taxonomy places the organism in Eukaryota, Metazoa, Chordata, Actinopteri, Centrarchiformes, Centrarchidae. The record is from RefSeq and is a predicted model, not a curated record. Gene Ontology annotation, biological process: G protein-coupled receptor signaling pathway. Bases 351 to 1454 code for a protein of 367 amino acids. Gene Ontology annotation, cellular component: neuron projection; plasma membrane. Gene Ontology annotation, molecular function: neuropeptide Y receptor activity; neuropeptide binding. The transcript has 3 exons.
CUCACCUGAUGCAAAGCAGUGCUGGUAGCCCAAGAAGAAAGAAUAUUUCGGAGAGCGCUGAGCUCACGCGGUGGUACACCAGAGGCAGAGGAGUCUCCUCCACCUGUCCGGUGCUGAGAAAGCCCGCCUCACUGCGAGCAGACACAGCUGCAGACGGACAGAGGAUCCGGGACAGCUGCAGAGACCGAGGGCAGCGAAAGGAGACUGCUGUAAAGACUGCCAAAGAUUAAGGAUAAGCGAAAGCUGUUUAAAAAAAGCAAAUAUUAUUCAUGAAGUAAUUACAGCAAGUGUGACACAACAAAUUAGUUCAUUCGGUCCCCGGUCUUUGAAGUGAGCCCAGGAAAGCCAUCAUGGAGCUGCAGCACAACACCAAUCACAACCAAGCCUUGUGGAAAGAGAUGCCGUUGGAUUUCACAGAUGAGUGCUCACUUUCAGUGAGCGGCACCACUUUUCUCAUCAUUGCUUACAGUACAGUUAUGGCAGUGGGUCUCAUUGGAAACUCUUGCCUGGUGUUUGUCAUCACACGGCACAAGGAGAUGCGCAACGUCACCAACAUCUUCAUCGCCAAUCUGUCCUGUUCGGACAUCCUCAUGUGCAUAAUAUGCCUUCCUGUCACUAUCAUCUACACACUGAUGGACCGCUGGAUCCUAGGAGAAGCCCUUUGUAAACUAACGCCCUUUAUCCAGUGUACAUCAAUUACUGUUUCCAUCUUCUCCCUCGUCCUCAUCGCCAUGGAGCGCUACCAGCUUAUUGUCCAUCCGACUGGAUGGAAGCCUGUGGUGGGCCAGUCCUACUUGGCAGUGGCUGUCACCUGGAUCGUGGCCUGCCUAAUAUCGGUGCCUUUCCUCUCGUACAGCGUACUUACUUUGCCUUUCCAGAACCUGAGCAUCCCCUUCCCAAUCAGUGACCACCUUGUUUGCAUGGAGCGGUGGCCAUCAGUUGAAGAACGGCGAGCUUACACCACCUCAUUGCUCACCUUCCAGUACUUACUUCCUCUUGCCCUCAUCAUUGUCUGCUACAUGCACAUCUACCUGCGCCUCAGGAGGAGGAAGGACAUGGUGGAGCGCGGCAGGAACACCACUCAAAAUAAAAACAAGGGCUGCACAAGGAUCAACACCAUGUUAAUCUCCAUAGUGGUGGCAUUCGCACUCUCCUGGCUCCCUCUCACAGUCUUCAACACGGUGUUUGACUGGAACCACGAGGCCAUCCCAUUCUGUGGCCAUGACAUCAUCUUCUCAUUCUGCCACCUCACAGCCAUGGCCUCCACCUGCGUCAACCCCAUCAUCUAUGGCUUUCUCAACAGCAAUUUCCAGAAACAGCUCAAAUCCACCCUGUUGCGCUGUCGCUGCUGGGGUGUGGCAGAGAGGUACGAGAGCGUCCCGCUCUCCACUGUCAGCACAGAGGUUACCAAGGGGUCAAUUCUGAGCAAUGGAUCUAUCAGCAACAAUACUUAGAUCCAAGCCUUUUCAGUUAAAGACUAAGAAAUUACUGGGGCCUCUUCCGCCCUCAUUGUGUCAUCCUUGGAGCUUUUUUUCUUGCUUCACUGCGUCUAAAAGCAAGGUUGACAAUUAUGAAGUUAUAAACCUCACAAUAGCAGUCCAGAGGGAGCCGCCCGCAGACACUUAACCAGCAUGGCGUGGUGCCCUCAAUUCAAUAUGAGUUCACAUGUAAGAGGAAGUAGAUAACAAAAUUAUGGUACAAAGGUUGGACAAGUUUAAGUAUUGUUGGGCGACGGAAGGCACUUUACAUGAGCACUUUUGCAACUGUAUUCUGUAUAUCAAUUCCCCCAUGUGCUGCGGGCACAUACGAAUGAAGAGACAGCAUUUAGUCUGGUAUACAUCUGUCAUGUUUUCUUUCUAAAGCACUGGGAUCUACACACCUGUUUAGGGUUUGCCUUUUACACUUACUUACAAUAAAUGUGAGCAGUGGAACCACCGGAGCGUAUUGAAAGGACAAAGGUUGGGGCGCUGCAAAAGUUCUUUUCAAUUUUGCUGUUUUAUGUUAAUAAUAUUGAUGCAAAUAUUAAGGGAUUGUUAACUGUGAUGUGUUAAUGAUUAUGGACCGAGUUUCGUAACUGAGGAAAUAGAACAUUAGCGCAAUAAACGUGGCUCCAGGCAUUCAUUCAGACGAUUUACUGGCAUCAUAUUAAUGCAUUUCUCAUUACCUAAAUUCACCACAAACGAUGUAAUGAUAUUUUACAAAGAACCUUGGCAACCACUAUAUGCAUUUGCUUUAUAUGCUGUCUGCCAAGGGCAGUGCUCCCGUUCAUUGUGCGUGUGGAAUGUUUUUGCUCAUAAAAUGUGCCAUACAAUAUCCAUAUAUCAAGUGCCAUAAAACAAAAUGAAAGUGGCAGUAAAGGACUUUGUCAGAGCGAGGUUCCUCUGCUGUAUAUAUAAAUAACAUUGCUAAAUACAUGUAUAGCCUGUAAAAAAUGUGACAGUUAAAAUUUAUAGUGUGGUUGGGAAUAAAGUGCACUGUGUAG